This is a messenger RNA of Petromyzon marinus (sea lamprey), 4578 nucleotides long. The record is from RefSeq and is a predicted model, not a curated record. Lineage: Eukaryota; Metazoa; Chordata; Hyperoartia; Petromyzontiformes; Petromyzontidae.
GAGCCGCCCCCUACAAUAAUCAAGCGACGUUGGGGACCGACGUUCCACCAACGUCGGUGUCCAACGCCUGCGACCAAACGCCAACGUUGGCCGAACGUUCGCGUGUUGACCUGGGAGGGUGUUGGUGGUGUUGGUGGCGCUAUUGCCAAACGUCACCCAAUGCGAGCGGACGAGGGCGUUGAGAGCCCCACGUAAGAUGGAGCUCUGCCGACUCGCGCUCAGCCGCCAGCGGUGGUUCCUGAGCAGCACGGCGUACCCGAGUUCGAUUCCCGCUCACGGCCACGCCGACAACCGGUGACGAUUCCCUGAGGGGGGCCCCCCCCCCCCUCGCCUUCGGUCGACCCGGCCCCUCAGACGAGUUGACUUGGGGCCGCGUUGGAGUGCUUCAAAAACAAACAUCGCCACUGGGGGAGACAAAGGCGGCCGUGCUUGCUGGCCACCUCCGUGUGCCGUGCCGGCCUUCAUAGGCGCUUUGCCCCGGCAGUCUGUCAAGGCUACACGGAGCAGGCGGGGAGGGAGGCGUGAGGGAUCUUUGUGCUUUUGGCGGUGCCGGUGGUGACCGAGGGAGGAGGAGGAGGCCAUGGCGGUCGGGCGGGCGGCGCUUCGGCUGCGCCUGGCGAUGGCCGUGCUGGGAUUCCUCUUCGGCGUCGCCGUCUUCUGCGUGUGGAUCUUCGUGUACGAGCAGAUAUGGACGGCCACCUUGGGCGGCCUCUCGGGCGUGCUGGCGCUGUGGGUGUUCGUCACCCACGCCAUGUACCUACAGGACUACUGGCGCAGCUGGCUGCGGGGCCUCCGCUACUUCCUGGCGGGCGGAGUGCUGGCGUCGCUCAUCGCACUGACGGGCAGCAUCACGAUGCUCGCCCUCGCCUGCCACAAACAAGAAACGAUGAAAGACCCGCGGAGUCUGUACUGGAGUGCGCUGGCGAGCGCGCUGGCGCUGCUGUGGGCGCUGCUGCUUGCAGCCUUCUCCUUCGGCUACCGCCGGGAAUUCGCCGAGUUCAGCCUGCUCAUGGACUUCUGAGACGUGGGGUCUCACCCCCUGUCGUCGCUCACGCCACCUCCGCACCCAUCCCCCCAAGCCACCCCUUGAAAUACAACCUCGUGGUCUGAGCGCUGAGCUUGUGCUGCCGAGAUGCUGGGUUCGAAUACAGGUUUCACCCUCCUGUGAUUAUACCAGGCUUCCAAGUAUAGAGAGUUGAUGGUCUCAGCCCGGUCACUUAUGACUGGCUUUUUUUUAAAGCAAUGACAUCAAAAUUUGGCUCUGCGCUUAUUUUUGUGAAGUUUUAGCUCAGUCUGACUAUGCGUGAGAUGAACAUUACUCUCAUGUGUAGAGCGGGUGGGAAAGUGUUGCCCUUUACCAUGUGGACACGAGGUCACUUGAAGAGAUCUCAAAGAUUGUUCUGCGAUAUUCGCUUCUGUGAGCUGUUCUGUAACGUAGAGGGAUGCACUGCUCUGCGAGCAAUCCGAUUGGAUACGUAGGGUCAUAACAUGAUGCUGAUAGCACAAUCGGCGUAAAACUGGGUGGGGGGGAAGGGGGCAGUGGGCUGUUAAAAAAAUGGAAACAACGCCAAGGCCGCCUUCUCAACCCAGCUUCCCAGGGCAUGGGAGUGUCGGUUACUUUUGUGGGCAAUGAGCGCCGCUUGCCACCCAGUGGGGGCCGCGCGUCUCUGCAGUUGAACGCUCGCCAAGCAGAGCCUGGGUUUCGGUGGGGAGGGCUUGUACUUUUAAAUAUAAAUGCUUGUGCGCAGGUUUUUUUUUUACACGUAUAUAUGGACAUGGGUCGGUUUGUAGCGGCAAAGUGUUGUCAGAGGAACCCAUUUACAAUAUUUACAAAACAUGCUUUGGAACAAAAUAAACGAUAUUUUGAUAUGCAAUUGGUAUCCCCCCCACUCCCCCCCCCUGCUAAUGUACAAUAGCUUUUCUGAAAUUAAAGUAAAUAUGGUUGGCAUAUCACGACAUGGCCUAUCCAAAUGGCACAAAUUACUAACCCAUCCUCCCAUUAAUUAAAUAGAUGUUAUAAUAAUUUUAAUCAUCGUGAAAAAGGGACCGUCGAACUUCGUGCAAUUUUUAUUGUGACCGCUAAUUGUCUUUGCGCGAUGUGCAGCAGCUUCUGCUGCGCUAAUUGGUUAUUUAUUUACCGUUAUUGUGACAUCUUUUGCCGAGAGAGCUUUGUUCACUGCUGUAGAGUUGGACGCGGGUCAGUUAAGAUUCGCGCCGUAGAAACCGAAGAUAACAUUUUAUUUACUGGUCGUGGUGUCAAAGCCACCCCACAGUCUGCGAGCGUACGGCUUUACAUGAGUACGUGUACGGCCCGUUUUUCACUACGCUGCUGGAUCAGGGCAUCCCCACACUGUGUAGGCAGUGAGGGUUAUUUACCCAUACUUCACCAUACUGGUUGGUGAAUGUAGUGAGAGUACAAAACAAUGCAUUUUUCUGCACUACCGUCAACUGGUCACAGUGCAUAAUACUUGGUGGCCAAUCAUCUAAGCAAUGCCCGGGCUCCUGCUUGGCUUCUGAGGCGCAUUAAACCAGCUCAUUGUCAUCAUGCAAACUGGGACAGCACUUAAUUAUCAUGUAUGUAAUUGGUAGGUUACAUAUCUGUACCAAUAUAACCAAACAUGCAUAGAAUGUUUUGUAUAUAACCUUGCGUAUGGUAUUUGUACAGGAGGGCGGUGGGAAUAUUUUUAAAACGAGGGAUUGAAAACGAGGGAUUGAAUCUAGACCGGAAGGGUUUCAAGAGAGGUGUUAUUUUAAGACACGUCUGUGUUCACCAUUCGAGCAACGUGGAUAUUCUUCGAAACCAUAUUGCAAACGUAAGAGUGGAUUUAAUAACCCGCGCUCAAAACGUGGUGACCAGCCCCUCCUGUCAAUACUUGUUUUACUUCUUAGAUUUUCGCGUCUGUGGUGUUAUAUUGCUCUCCGCUCUGUUUUCGAGGUUGUGCAGAAUGAUGUCUGACGUUUCGCUGUAAUUGCUGCGAGCUUCUUCAGUUCCUUCUGUUCCUGAAGCGGCUCCGCACGUGGAACGAGACGUCGUACAUUUUGCCCAAUAUACACCCGGUACAACCAGAGAGCUUAUCGGAGAGCCAUACUUACGUUACUUGUUUAUUUUAAGUGUGCUCUAUUACAGAAAAAACAAAUACUUGUGAUAAACGGAUUGAAAACAAACGGGUGCAAACAAUGAAACAACUCCUGGACAUUGCACUGUUGUUUGUACGAGGAGACUGGCUAACCUGACUAUGAGGUCACGACCUCGACACUUUGCCGAGCGUUGUGAAUUGGGCUUCUCAAAUGUAGCUGUUUCCAUGUGGGCCAAUGAACUAGCUCGGAACCGGUCUUCAAAACAGCAAGGAGAUUCUCCGGUGCUCCUUGGUUCCGGCCUCUUUCCUGCUACAAACACCAGUGGGCACGACACGUUUUAUCGGUUACAAUCGCUCGCGAUACUUGCAAUCAUUUAUGCACCUGUGAGAAUACAUUAUUAGCGAUACAUGUGAAUUACAUGCGCUGUUACAUUGAGGCUUUUGUGGAAUGAGUGAGACUGACAGAAACAAGACUAGACCGGUUAUAAUAUUGACCUGAAUUCAUCGAAUUGUCGAGGUGUGGGGGGGGGGUAAAUUGUCACAUUCUUAUGAGCCACAUAGGUUCAAUUCCAGGUCACGACAUCAUUGUCAAUUCACAUCUGAACCUGAUUUGGGCUUUCCGUUUUAGGUCAUCGGGUCAAAUAAAAAAUAAGUUUUUUUAUUUAAAAAGAGGUAGCACAUUGUUUUAAAAUUUUAACCCUCAACCACCAUGGGGGCCAGUCUCAUUUAGACAAAAAAGCAAAGGAGACUCCAAAAAUUUGACAAAAGAGGGAUCGAUUUUUUAAUCAAAACGUGACCUUGAAGCGUAACAAUUCAUCAAAUCGCGAGAUGGUCGGAUUGUUACAUUGCCUCGUGGUUAACACCAAAACCUCUAUCCUCAUCCCUAUGGUAGCUUGCGUGGUAGUGGUGGUGAUUUAAUGAUUAAGGACUGACUGGCCAUUCAAGGUGCUGAGGAGCUCACAAGAGGAUAAACACGUGCAAUUUACUAAAAGGGAUGACAUUGUGGAUUAUAACUCUGCUGUGGCCACGGCUCAUGAUGGCCAGGCCUUCGGGGACCUCGCUAGACUGCGUAUGUUCUAAAGUGAUGCGCACGUUUUGUCGUUUGGCGUUUUAUGCUUUAUUCAUUUAGUGGUGAACUUGUUUUUAUUGUCCCGUGGGUUGAUUUAUUUUCGUGCAGUGUUGCAACACGUUUAAUCACAGCCAAAGUGCGUUAACAUGUCAUUUUAGCGGUCGCCAGUACGAAAUAUGUUUUGGUUUAAGGGAGUACCAGUAGCAUCAGGUUUAGGCCAGUAACCUGAAUAUAAAAUAGCUACAUGCGUUACACUAAUGUACCCGAUCCUUUAUCUAACCAUAACUGAGGGCUGUCUUGUGCGUCUUGGCAAAUGCAUGGGGCAUCAUCGGUCCACCUGUGGAUUUGUGCGUGUUGUCGGACAUGCCUUUUGUAUCGUUACAGUUUUAUGACUGGGAUGACCAACAUUUUAAUUAAAGCUUGCAAUAAAGA